This is a messenger RNA of Chironomus riparius, 2214 nucleotides long. The record is from the annotation of a GenBank genome assembly. NCBI's taxonomy places the organism in Eukaryota, Metazoa, Arthropoda, Insecta, Diptera, Chironomidae.
AUGUCCUUUAAUUUCGAUCAAUUUAAUAGCAAUUCGUUGACACAACGCGAGCCAAUAUCCCGUUCAUCAGAGGAAACUCAAAUAGUGCCGUCUGGAUACGUGCAAAUCAAGAAAAAUGACGAAACACAAAUUUUUCGUAAACAAAAAAUGAAUAUUUCACUUCCAGCAAACAUAAAUUUCCUAAAUGUCUCAAAUGACAACAUAGCAAUUCUUAUGUCUGCUCAUCUACUGUUUAGAAUGAAUAUGUCGCGUGCUGACUCUCAAACUGAUGUUUCACUUGAGAAGUUUAUCGUUGGACAGCGAGUUUCAAGAAUGUUUUUAGAUCAAACGGGAAAUCAUUUAUUGCUCUCUUUAGUUCCCAAAUCAUCAGGAUAUAGUUCAGAAUUAAUGUAUUUAAACAGAAAUUGCAAUAAACCAAAGAUUCUGACAAAGUUUCGUGAUCAUGAAAUCACAGCAAUUGGAUUUAAUUGCGAAAAUACAUCAAGCAUAACAACAGGCAAUAUACUGUUGGGAACAUCUAAAGGAUAUAUCUUUGAGGCUGAUAUUGGACUCGAAAAUGAUCGAGUUAUUCAAAAUAAUUUUCGACAGGCAUUCGAUAUUGGGAGAGGAGAAAAAGGGCCAGUAACUGGAAUUGGAGUACAUAGAGCACAGAAAACAAAUAAUUUUAUAGUUCUUGUGUCUACACUCGAUCGUCUCUACAAGUUUCAUGAAUGUCUCAAUGAUGACAAGUCACUGUCAAACAUUUUUAAGCAUUACAUGAACGUUCCAGAAGAAGCUAGGGACUAUGAACAACAAUCCAGUAAAUUAUCAUAUUCACAAAUGGAUUUUAUAUUGGAAAAUAAAUAUCCGAGAGGAUUUGGCUGGUUAACGGAGGCUGGCAUAUUUUACGGAGAAAUAAAUCAAAUUGCUGAUAAUCCAAACUUUAUAUUAAGCAAAAAGACCAUAACGUUUCCCGAACAAGAUAACGAUUAUCGAACAGCAAGUUACAUUUCAAAGCACCAAAAUUUAGUUCCAAGCUCAUUUGUACUCACAGACUUUCACAUAUUGCUGCAGUAUUCAGAUCAUAUUACUGCAAUAUCGCUAAUUAGUCAUGAAAUUGUCUAUGAUGAAUACUUUUCGGACCAACAUGGAAAAUUAAUGGCAAUAAUUAAGGAUGUGAAAAAUGGAAAUGUCUACACAUUCAGCAAUAAGACGAUAUUCAAGUACAAGAUCCACAACGAAAAACGCAAUGUGUGGCGCAUAUAUUUAGAUAAAAAAGAAUUUGAACUGGCUGAAAAAUACAGUCGAGAUAAUCCUGCACACUAUGAUAUUGUUUUAUCAAGAAUUGGUGAUGAUUUUUAUGAGAGGAAGCUAUACAUUGAUGCAUCAAGAGUUUAUUCACAGACGAAAAAGAGUUUUGAGGAAGUAACGUUAAAGUUCAUGCAAGUGAAUGAGAAUUUACCAUUGAUUUAUUAUCUGAAAAGUCGAUUAAAUGAUUUAAAUCCAGCAACUGAAAAGACACAAAUAACAAUGCUGGUUGUAUGGCUUGUUGAUCUCUAUUUGACUGAAAUAAACAGAUCAUCGUUGACUUCUUUAGAAAGGCAAAAGGAGUAUGAUGAAUUUCUACUACAUCCACACGUACAGACAUGCUUAAAAGAUAAUCGAAAAGUUAUUUAUGAUAUUAUAGCAUCGCAUGGUGACAAUUACAAUCUUACAUCACUAACGACAAUGAAUGAAGAUUAUGAGGAUGUCAUUAAUCAUUAUAUCCAACAAAAUGAGUAUAGAGAUGCACUGGAUACACUGAAAAUCCCUAAACGUGCUGAUUUAAUUUAUCAAUUUGCACCAAUUAUUAUAGAGGAAUCGCCAAAGGAAACAAUUCAAAUGCUUAUGGAUCGUGGUCGUGGAUUAAAUGCUGUUAAAUUACUCCCAACAUUAUUAUGCAUAAAAAGUGAUAAGCAUCGCACGGAAGUCGUUAGAUAUUUGGAAUUUGCCAUACAUUCAUUAAGUGUUCAAGAUCAAUCCAUUCAUAAUUAUUUAAUACAGCUUUAUGCUAAGUAUAAAGAUAGUGAAAAGCUUAUGAGCUAUUUUGAGACACAAGGAAAGGAAUUGUCUAUGAUUCAUUAUGAUGUUCAUUAUGCACUGCGAUUAUGUAAGGAAUUUGAUGUUAAGCAAGCUUGUGUCUUCUUGAUGUGCAUAUCACUUUUUAAUGAGAGAAUUAUCAAAUAUUCUUUUUAA